ACCAUACUUGAUACUCCCAACACAACCAAAUUCUUGAGGAAGGCUCUUUAAAAUUCUGCACCACACUCAAAUUUUUAACUUUGAUCAAAUGGCUGAGACAAGCAAAGUUCUGAUCAUUGGAGGAACUGGCUAUAUUGGAAAAUUUGUAGUGGAAGCAAGUGCAAAAUCUGGACACCCCACUUUUGCUUUGGUUAGAGAAAGCACAGUUUCUGACCCUGUUAAGGGUAAAAUUGUUGAGAAUUUCAAGAAUUUGGGUGUCACAAUUAUUAAUGGUGAUUUGUAUGAUCAUGAGAGCUUAGUGAAGGCUAUGAAGCAAGUGGAUGUAGUGAUAUCAACAGUGGGUUCGAUGCAAUUGGCAGAUCAAGUUAAGAUCAUUGCUGCUAUCAAAGAAGCUGGCAAUAUUAAGAGAUUCUUACCUUCGGAGUUUGGUAUGGAUGUCGAUAACUUGAAUGCUGUGGAGCCAGCAAAAUCUACAUUUGCUGUGAAAGUCCAAAUCCGCAGAGCUAUUGAGGCUGAAGGAAUUCCCUAUACUUAUGUCGCAUGCAACUAUUUUGCUGGUUAUUUCUUACCAACUUUGGCCCAGCCAGGAGCCACUGCUCCUCCUCCACCCAGAGACAAAGUCAUCAUUCCCGGAGAUGGAAAUGUUAAAGCUGUGUUCAAUGAAGAACAUGAUAUUGGCACCUAUACCAUUAAGGCUGUUGAUGAUCUGAGAACGCUGAACAAGACCCUUUACAUCAAGCCUCCCAAGAACACCUUAUCGUUCAACGAGCUUGUGGCUAUAUGGGAGAAAUUGAUUGGUAAAACUCUCGAGAAAGUCUACGUUCCAGAGGAGCAAAUUCUCAAGGACAUCCAGACAUCUCCAAUGCCAAUCAAUAUCAUACUAGCAAUCAACCACGCAACAUUUGUGAAGGGUGAUCAAACCAAUUUUGAGAUCGAGCCAUCGUUUGGGUUUGAGGCCUCGGAACUUUAUCCAGAUGUCAAGUACACCACUGUGGAGGAGUACCUUGGUCACUUUGUCUAAAUUUUACAUGUUUGAUGUCUCCGAUCAGUCGAAUAAAUUGUUAGAUGAUGAGUGUUGUCAGCUAUUCUGCGUGGAACUAGGAGUGUGUGUUAACUGUGUCAUCAGAGACAUGUUGAAUAGUAUGUUUAAAGUCUGUUUUUACCACCCGUAAUGAGUACUAUAAUGGAACUACAGAAAAUGGAAGAUGUUUCGUGUC
Messenger RNA from Lycium ferocissimum, 1217 nucleotides. RefSeq names its product phenylcoumaran benzylic ether reductase TP7. The coding region runs from base 89 to 1021 and encodes 310 amino acids. Gene Ontology annotation, molecular function: oxidoreductase activity. NCBI's taxonomy places the organism in Eukaryota, Viridiplantae, Streptophyta, Magnoliopsida, Solanales, Solanaceae. The transcript has 5 exons. The record is from RefSeq and is a predicted model, not a curated record.